UACUAAUAUCAAUAUCAAUCAAUCCAUCAAAGAUAAUGAACGGCGACGAGUGUUCGAGUAACAUUCAGUUUUCCGACUGCACUUGAAACACUCGCGAGUGACGUCAUGUUACGUAAACGUGAUGACGCACGCCGAGUGACUCUCGGGCAGCCUGAAGUGCGCGGCAAAAGAAGUGGGACACAAACAAAAAACAUGUGGCUUCCACACUGAGGAACCGGCGCAGGUGAAGCUGAGAAGACAUGAUGGGGUUGCACACGUCCCAGAAGAAGCACUUUCCCCUGCGGGGGAUAGACGGCGUUGUUCAGCUCUUCGACGCCGAACUCCGCAAGUCCGAGCCGGACUUAGCCCUCCUCUCGCUGGUCCUGGGCUUCGUCGAGCACUUCCUGGCCGUCAACCGUGUGGUGCCUGUCAACGUGCCCGGCGUGCGCUUUGAGCCACUGGAGCCAGACUGUCCUAACUCGUGCUUCCCUACUGUAGAGCUGGGUAUGCUCUCGGCGCUGUAUGAGCGCUUCACAGCGCAGAUUCGCGGGGCAGUGGACCUGUCGCAGUACAGGAGGACAUCGGCCGGCUCGAGUCGCGAGUUGGUGAAGAAAGUUUCUGACGUGAUUUGGAACAGUCUGAGUCGCUCAUACUUUAAAGAUCGAGCUCAUAUCCAGUCUCUCUUUAGCCUCAUCACUGGGACCAAGCUGGAUAGCUCAGGGGUGGCCUUUGCUGUGGUGGCAGCUUGCCAAGUUCUGGGUCUGAAGGACGUGGUCAGGGUAGGGAGGAGGUGUGGUUGUGGGCGUGGUUGGGGCGGGGGGCGUGGUUAAGAGGGGUGGCGUAUAAUUCACCAA
This is a messenger RNA of Nerophis ophidion (straightnose pipefish), 833 nucleotides long. Its product is annotated as menin-like. The transcript has 3 exons. Gene Ontology annotation, cellular component: histone methyltransferase complex; nucleus; chromatin. The record is from RefSeq and is a predicted model, not a curated record. NCBI's taxonomy places the organism in Eukaryota, Metazoa, Chordata, Actinopteri, Syngnathiformes, Syngnathidae. The coding region runs from base 240 to 809 and encodes 189 amino acids. Gene Ontology annotation, biological process: regulation of transcription by RNA polymerase II; negative regulation of cell cycle; negative regulation of cell population proliferation. Gene Ontology annotation, molecular function: chromatin binding; transcription cis-regulatory region binding; Y-form DNA binding.